Molecule: messenger RNA, 1920 nt
Organism: Trichoderma virens Gv29-8
Lineage: Eukaryota; Fungi; Ascomycota; Sordariomycetes; Hypocreales; Hypocreaceae
Exons: 2
Coding region: 1-1920 (639 amino acids)
Biological process (GO): protein localization to membrane; vacuolar transport
Cellular component (GO): endosome; fungal-type vacuole membrane
Source: RefSeq, a predicted model, not a curated record
AUGUAUCUGCGAAAUAGUGCGCCCACGGCGCUUCUGGCGCUGCUCGCGCCGCUGGCAUCUGCCUUCUAUCUGCCCGGAAUGGCUCCAGCCUCAUACGAGCCCGGCAUGAAGGUCCCUCUAUUCGUCAACAGCAUCAAGCCCGUAGCGGCGCCGCAAGAUGCUCGAUUACACUCGGUCGUGUCGUACGAUUACUACCAUCCCUUCUUUCAAUUCUGCAAGCCCGAUGGCGGACCGCAGUAUGUGCCGGAGAGUCUGGGCAGCAUCCUGUUUGGCGACAGGAUAAUGACCUCCGCCUUCGACCUCAGGAUGAAGCACAACGAAACAUGCAAGGCGCUCUGCUCUGUAAAAUACCAGGAGAAGUCGGUUGAUUUUGUGUCGGAGAGGAUUGAACAGGGCUACAGCCUGAAUUGGCUUGUCGAUGGUCUUCCUGCUGGCCAGCAGAUCCAGGACCAGCUGACGGGCACAACAUUCUACAGCCCUGGGUUUUUACUGGGACAGGACGAUGAAGCUGGAAACAUCCUCUUCAACAACCACUACGACAUUUGGGUGGAAUACCACGAAGUUGGCGGAAACGCGAAUCAGCUCCGAGUUGUCGGUGUCGUUGUCCAGCCCACCUCCAAAAAGUACGAUGGGGAGGCUGAUUGUGGCGACAACUACCCGUCGCUCGUCUUUGCCAAGGGCUCGGGACCACAGGAGGUCAAAUUCAGCUACAGUGUCUACUGGAUCAAGUCACCUACCGCUUGGGCUACCCGCUGGGACAAGUACCUGCACGUCUUUGAUCCCAAGAUCCACUGGUUCUGGCUUGUCGACACCGCCAUCAUCGUCGUCAUCCUCGUUCUCACCGUCAUGUCCAUCCUGAUCCGAACUCUGAAGAAGGACAUUGCGCGUUACAACCGCCUUGAUCAGAUCAACUUGGAUGACCUGAGCGGAACCUCGGUGCUCGAGGACGGUGUCCAGGAAGACUCGGGCUGGAAGCUGGUCCACGGCGACGUCUUCCGAACUCCAUCGCGCCCACUGCUGCUGUCCAUCCUUUUGGGCAACGGAGCUCAGCUCUUCGUCAUGACUGGAUUUACCAUUGUUUUUGCACUUCUGGGUUUCUUGUCGCCUUCUAACCGUGGCUCCCUGGGCACCAUCAUGAUCAUUCUCUACACUGUUCUCGGCAUUGUUGGAGGAUACACUUCGGCUAGAGCGUACAAGGCCAUGCAGGGUGAGCAGUGGAAGCUCAACAUUGCCUUGACUCCUCUGCUGGUCCCCGGUAUCGUCUUCUCCGCCUUCUUCCUGCUGGAUCUAUUCCUGUGGGCCAAGGAGUCUUCCGGCGCCGUGCCCUUUACCACAAUGCUGGUCAUCAUCGGCAUUUGGUUCGUCAUCUCAAUUCCCCUCUCAUUUACGGGCUCUUGGCUUGGCUUCAAGGCCGCUCAGAUUGAAAACCCCGUCCGCACCAACCAGAUUCCUCGCCAGAUCCCCCCCGUCACCACGUACCUCCAGCCCAUCCCCAGCAUGCUCAUUGUUGGUCUUUUGCCCUUUGGCGCCAUCUUUGUCGAGUUGUACUUUAUCAUGAGCUCCAUCUGGUUCAGCCGCAUCUACUACAUGUUUGGUUUCCUGUUCCUCUGCUACGGCCUUAUGAUUGCCGUCUGCGGUGCAGUUACCAUUCUGAUGACAUACUUCCUCCUGUGUGCCGAGAACUACAACUGGCAGUGGAGGUCUUUCCUGGCAGCGGGCAUGAGCGGUGGCUACGUCUUCCUCAACUGCCUCCUCUAUCUGGUCACCAAAGUCAAGCUUGGCGGCCUUGCGGGAACAGUCCUGUACAUUGGCUACAGUGCCCUGAUUUCCUUCUUGUUCUUUAUUCUUUCCGGCACCAUCGGCUACUUCGCCUCCUGGUGGUUCGUAAGAAAGAUUUACUCUUCCAUCAAGAUUGACUAA